AUGGACUACUAUCCGUCUUUUACCGAUUUCCCUUAUAUCGCGCCUAUAUCUCUCUCUGAUCCCCAUACAUACGAUCCCCAUGAUCCCUCUCUAUCAGUCGACCACCCAUUCCUCACUCACGCUUCCCAGCUCCAAUUCCAUCUUUCGCCCCUGGAUCAAGCCAAAUCCCACGAAUCAAUGACCCCGCAAGCCUGUGAUCCACACCAAGAUACCUCGCUAGCUAUGACCUAUUACCCCCCUGAGUUCUCGGCCUGGAACAACAGCCUCUCAACAAUCUCAGACCCUCAAAGCCCCCGCAGCAACGGUGGCAGUAUACUUGGCAUGAGCUACAUCGCUUCUCCGACAAUGCGAUCCGAGGAGCUGACUAUCCCCACCCUUAACGAGUACCCCGCGCCCGACGGUCUUCUCGAUAUCGAUCAUAAUCAGAUGCUUCUCACUGAACCGCACUUUGACGGGCCUCUCGAUCACUGCUCCCCUUUUGAUCAGGAUUUUGAUCUCUGGUCUGGCAGUCAAUCCGAUCGGAAUGCCACACCAGAACAGCUAUGGUCUUCUCCUCGCCCUAUAGAUAUGGCCCUUUCACAACCAGAACAACAUAUUCGCCGCUCCAAGGGCCGCCCGUCAUCUUCAAAUUCUACUUCCACUUCAAAGGGGGUUCGCAAAUCCACAGAGCGACGACCAACUUCUGUUUCUAGUCGUAGUCGACGUCGCCGCGGUACCAGCAACGCAGAUUCUGGUGCUACUCGAACAUUCGUGUGCAGUUUUGCUCCAUACGGGUGUGAAAGUACUUUUGUCUCAAAGAAUGAAUGGAAGCGCCAUGUUACUUCCCAACAUUUACAGCUGGGCUUUUACCGCUGCGAUGUGGGGAAAUGCGCUCAACAUCAGCACACACCAUCGUCCCCCUUAUUCUCUACACCUCCAUCAAUAUCAGCCCAAAUAAUCAUGCCUGCUUCAAAAUAUACCUCACGGUCAAAGUCUAUAUCAAGUGGAAGGGGCUCUACACCCCCACUACCAAAUUCAACAAAUGAUUUCAACCGCAAAGACCUCUUCACUCAGCACCACCGCCGCAUGCACGCGCCAUGGCUUCAGGCUGGGCACCGACGAGCCCCUACCGAAGCCGAGCAUGGGGAGUUUGAAGCUAGUCUUGAAGAGGUACGUCAGCGCUGCUGGCACGGUCUCCGGACUCCGCCUCUGCAGAGUCACUGUGGAUUCUGCAGGGAGGUGUUUACAGGCGAGGGGAGCUGGGACGUGCGCAUGGAGCAUAUCGGUCGCCAUUUUGAGAGGGAUGAUCAAAGCCUUCUGGGGGAUGAGGCUGAGGAUCUUGCGUUGAGGGAAUGGGGGCUUCAACAGGGUAUACUGGUUGUUGUCGAUGGAGGGUUUAGGCUGGCUUCGUUGGUGGGGCUUGGGCUCCAACUAUAA
Messenger RNA from Penicillium verhagenii, 1416 nucleotides. Its product is annotated as putative C2H2 finger domain protein. Bases 1 to 1416 code for a protein of 471 amino acids. Lineage: Eukaryota; Fungi; Ascomycota; Eurotiomycetes; Eurotiales; Aspergillaceae. The transcript has a single exon. The record is from RefSeq and is a predicted model, not a curated record. Gene Ontology annotation, molecular function: DNA-binding transcription factor activity.